Molecule: messenger RNA, 992 nt
Organism: Branchiostoma belcheri (Belcher's lancelet)
Lineage: Eukaryota; Metazoa; Chordata; Leptocardii; Amphioxiformes; Branchiostomatidae
Product: very-long-chain 3-oxoacyl-CoA reductase-like
Exons: 10
Coding region: 1-783 (260 amino acids)
Cellular component (GO): endoplasmic reticulum
Molecular function (GO): oxidoreductase activity
Source: RefSeq, a predicted model, not a curated record
AUGGCUGAAGUUGAGAAUCUCAUGGAGCGAGGAAAGCUUGCAGCUCGUGGGUUGAACAUUGUCCUGAUCAGCCGAUCAAAAGACAAACUGGAGGCUGUAGCAGCAGAGAUAGAAGGUAUAGCUGGAGUCAAGACAAAGAUAGUUGUUGCAGACUUUGGUUCGACCGAAAUCUACGACAACAUCAAACAUCAGUUGGAGGGACUCGACAUCGCCUGUCUUGUAAACAACGUGGGCAUGACGCCGUUCGCUAUCCCUGAUUUCUUCCUGAAUUGUGGGGACGAGGUUUAUGAGAAGACGGUGCAUUGCAACGUGAAUUCCAUGAUCAUGAUGACCAAGAUUGUGCUGCCAGGAAUGGUGAAGAGGAAGACAGGCGUGAUUAUAAACCUCUCUUCUAUACUCGCAACGGCUCCUGCUCCCCUGAUGGCUGUGUACGCAGGCACUAAGGCCUUUGCAUUGCAGUUUUCCAAGUCCUUGGCGGUGGAGUACAAGGAUAAGGGUGUCAUUGUACAGGCUGUUACACCGUCAUUUGUGUCUACCAAAAUGACUGGCCGCAUUUCGACUAACUUCUUUGUGACAACCCCGGCAUCGUUCGUUCGCUCUGCCCUGAACACAGUGGGGCUGGCCAAUCAAACAUCGGGUUGCUUUUCGCACUCGCUACAGAUUUGGUUAGAAAGCCUGUUUUCUCAAGACGUGUUCUGUGAAUGGGUGAAGCUGCCUGCCAUGAAGAGGCUCCGAGAGUUUGGUAUGAAGGGUCGACGUCAGCAGUCCAAGAAGGGAAAAUAACACAAACAUCUACAACCAUACAAAAAUCAAUGGCACAUAGAACAACGUACUUAAUACAAACAUAAAACAACAGACAGGCUAUAACUACAUCAUAUGAUAAACAAUACUGUAGUUACUGAAGAAAGUCUUUAUGCUAUAUAUGAUAUGACACAUGCUGUCACUUCUCAAGAUACAUGUAUUACUAUUGAAACACUCGAUCUAAUAUUAAU